This is a messenger RNA of Coffea eugenioides, 1088 nucleotides long. Its product is annotated as 50S ribosomal protein L10, chloroplastic. The transcript has a single exon. NCBI's taxonomy places the organism in Eukaryota, Viridiplantae, Streptophyta, Magnoliopsida, Gentianales, Rubiaceae. Gene Ontology annotation, molecular function: structural constituent of ribosome. The coding region runs from base 58 to 762 and encodes 234 amino acids. Gene Ontology annotation, biological process: translation. Gene Ontology annotation, cellular component: large ribosomal subunit. The record is from RefSeq and is a predicted model, not a curated record.
GACCCGAAACAUUACUGGAGCGCUUCAGCAACAAAAAGGCCACAAAUCCCUCUGGAAAUGGAGGCCAAUCUCUUCACCUUACCUUCUUCCAGACCCCCAACACCCACCCUCCCAUCCAAUUCCCACAAGGUUUCUCUAAAAUCCCACUUCAGAAACCCCUUCCUCACCACGCACCACCACCACUGCCGCCGCCCAAAGUUCGCACCUUUAACGAUCCGCUCAGCCAUCAGCAGAACCAAGAAAGAAGAAACUGUUGAAUCAGUCAAACUACAGCUUCAAGGUUGCUAUCUCAUCGCUGGCAUUGGCUAUAAAGGCUUCACCGUCAAACAAUUUCAAGAACUUAGAAGGCAACUCCCAGAAUCCUCGAAACUUCUCGUUGCUAAAAACACUCUUGUUUAUAAAGCCAUUGAAGGUACUCAGUGGGAAGCACUGAAGCCAUGCAUGAAGGGAAUGAAUGCCUGGUUAUUUGUCCAUAGUGAAGAAAUCCCAACUGCAAUAAAGCCUUACAGGGAGUUUCAGAGGGAGAAAAAGUUGGAAGGGAAUGAUUUUACUGGGGCUGUUUUUGAAGGGAAGUUUUAUGGGCCUGAGGAGUUUAAGGCCUUGGAAUCUUUGCCAUCAAGAGCUGAAAUUUAUGCUAAGAUUCUGGGAUCGCUCAAGGGUCCUGCAUCUGCUGUUGUUGGAACUUUGCAGGCCCCUGCUAGGAAUUUGGUUAUGACGCUACAGGCUUAUGUGAAGAAGUUGGAGGAGGAGGGUGGCAGUUGAGGAGAAUAGUUGGUUGCUCUUCUUGUUUUGCUAUUGGCUGUAAUGCCUGCCCUGUAAGUUUUGUUAAUUAGACUUCAUUUUUUCAUCAAAUUCAAGUGGGAAAGCUUGUAGUUUAUAUCUCUUCUGACACAACUUGAUGAAGAUUUUUAUAGGCUGAUUAUCCUGAAUUUGUUUCUUUGGUUUUUGACUAGAGUGAUACUCUUUAAUCAGGUUCAUCUAGAGUGUCAUUUUUGGGAGAAACUUUUGUUCCAGAUGAGUAGUUUCAACUGUUGUGACAAUGUCGUUGAUGAUUCUGAAUGAGAUGCAACCUUAGUGAGGUUUGGAUA